UUUGUGGUUAUAUGACAGAAGGGAGAGGAUUUAUUUAUGACAACAGGUUUUGAAAUGUUGUUUGUCUUAUAUCCACAACCAGAAAUAUGUUGACUGAUUUGUUUAUGUGACAAUUUAUUCCUUUUAUUUUGUUGUUGUUGUGUGUGAUGUCUAGUAUUACAGAUAUAGUUACAUAAAUAAAAAAUGUUUUAUCCUGCUUAAACUGCCGAUCCCCAGCCGCUCUAAUGGCGUCUGACGUAGAAGCAACUUGUGAAAACGACCCAAAUUUUGCAGUUAUUUGUGCUUUUCUGGAGAAAUUCGGUACUCAGUGCGGAUUACCAAGAGCAGAUUUCCUUGAAUUGCAAGGAAUGCUUGAAGAUACGGAUGAAGUACAUCCUGAUUUGGUGAAUUUAUUUCUGAAAUUGUUGAGGAGAGUGAAAAAAACCGUAAAACCUGAUAAAUGGGAGAAAAGUCUUGUUGCUGUAUGUCACAACUUUAGUUCACAGGAUGCUUGGGAGAUUGAGCGCUUUGGUUAUAAAAAAGCGAAGCUCACAUCGAAAGUCAGGGUUCUUAAGGAACUUCUUGAAAUGCAGUUUGAUUACCAUGUGAAAUUUAAAAACGAAGUAAAUAGAUUGACUGCUGAUGAUUUACGAUCCAAACCUUUAGGGCAUGAUAAAGAAGGGCAUCUCUACUGGUUUCAUAGCGAUGAUAAUUAUCAAAUCAGGGUAUAUAAAGAAGACUUGGAUGAAGAAUCUUGGACUUUGAUUGCCAAAGAUAGAGAAGGUCUGGUUUCACUCAUUGACAACUUAAGUAAUGGAGAGGAGAAAUAUAAAGUGGGUGCAUCAAACGAAGAAAGUAAAUCUCUGGAAAAUCCUGUUAUAGAUACAGGCCAAAAAGAGAGUACUGAGCAAGAGACGACUGAGGAAAAAGAUAGCGUUAGUACACCGAGUUUACUGAAGGAAAAUGAAAAAUCUGUGAAAGAAGACACCAUUGAGACUGCAGAAACACCAAAACCUAAGUUGAGGAUAAAAAAUAUCUGUGAAUUGAUAGAUACAAGCAAGAAGAGGCCUAGAUUUGAAGACGAUAACGAACCUACAGAAAAAUUCUUGAAAAUAAAAAUCGAUCAACUUGAGAUGAAGCAGACAAUAGAAAAACCUACGAUGAAAUCAAAUAUAGAAAAUAGUGAUAGUCCGAUCGUUGGGGAAGUGAUUGAAGAAAAGGUUUUGUAUGUUCAAGGUGAAGGUAACGGUUUUGAUUGCCAGACAGGAAAUGAAGAGAGGGCUAAAACAAAUGAGGAGGACAAGACUUGUAACGAUUCCCAAAAUGACAGUAUUAAUAGUGUAGGUGACUUUGACGACUCUAACAAGAAAUGUAGUCAGAGGUUAGGUAAAGGUAUCACCGUAACUGAAGGUGACAGUUUAGUUUCUAACCCUUCUUCUAUUGAUUGUGAUCAAAUCUCUGAGAAGUCAGUAUCUUCAUCUCUUGCAGUAGACUCUAGUAAGAUGAGUCAAGCUCCAGCUGUGGAUGUAGGAAAUAUAGAUGGGAUUGAAGGAUCUAACACCUGUGGUGAAGGCAGGAGCAGAAGGAAAAGUAUAGAAGAUACAGGAGAAGCAAGUUCACCUUCGAAUAGCAUCGAUGAAAAUGAUUCCAGUGAACAGAAACAAUCGGGGUGCAAACAAAUGAAUGAUAGUGUAAAAAUGGUGCUUCAUAAUAAUAAUUCAACAAAAAAUGAUAUUGCAGAUGGUGGCGAUUCACCAAUUCACGAAAAAGAAUCGCUUCAUUCAGUUCCUGUUGUUGAAAAACCCUGCGUCAAGAGAGUAGCUUACACGUGCGGCACGAAGGAAAGUCACGAUGAAACUGUUUCAGAAACUCCAUCGAAUAGUCCGGAUGACGAGGAGAAAAGCACGAAAAUCACAGCAGAACGUGAAAACAGCGGCAACACCGACGCGACUGCUGACAAACCGGAAGGACCCGAGAAUCUCCGUGGCUCAACUCGUACAGCGAUCAGUGUGGAGGAGAACGAUUCCAAAUCUGACAGAUUCGAUGAAACUCCCAACUCGAACAAAAGAGAAGAAUGCGUUGAGGAGCACGAAAAGGAAACCGAAGUGAACGAUGUGGUGCCUAAAAUGUCGUUAAGGUCAGUGAGAAAUAAGAAGUUAACAAACGUUUCUGUUUCACAGACACCACAGUCUCCUACAGGUACUUCGUUAACGGAAAAACCUGGCGUAGAAAAAGAUAUAGUUUCAACGGAAGUGAUCUACGUCAAAGGCAGACGUUGUCGUCAGAAAAAAGAUCGGGAGGUAACUCCACCUGUUGGGGCCUCUAAGAAACCGAAGUUGGCGGUGACAACCGACAAAGAUAAAGAGGGUCUAACCAAAUGUUCUGAAAAAAUUCAGGACACGAAGCCCGGAAAAGGCGUGUCAAGUCCUAAUUCUGUAGUGUCGUCUCCAAGAUCAAAUGCGGAUUCUAUUAUAACAUUCGGUGGAUCAGUAGAUAGCAACAGUUUGGAGGCACCCGAAAAGGAUCCGCUGGCCGAAUCAGAUCAAGAGGAAGUUCCUCCGAAGCCGAUUAAUUUGCAGACAUUUUCAUUUGAUUACAAUGAUUCAUCGACACCGCCUCCCAUUCCGGUCAUUCCUUCUACAAGACUGUUGAGGAAAAGAGAUAGAGAAGUGAGCCCUUCGCCAAAGUCUUUGCCGGAAAAUGAAGGAAAGCGAAGAAAAGUUAAGGGAAAGCGACAGAUGGAUCCGAAGUUACGCAAAAGUAUUGAACAACAGAAAGAACAGCAGGUGAGCAGUAGCGAUGACGAUUCAGUUAUCAUUUUGAAUGAAGACGGCGAAACGGAGAAGCCAAUUUUGAGGCCGAAGAGAAAAAAAGGAGCAAUCGUGAGGAAGAAGGAUGCAACGAAGAACAAAAUAAGCGAUGAUGAUUCCACUAACAAAAGUUCUCCCAAAUCCAAAUAUCCAGUUAAAAUAAAGAAAAAGAGCAGUGAAAUUGUAAGACAUCCAGAAAAUAAAAACAAACGACUACUAGCAGGAUUGGAUGUGACUGAGAUACAGUUGAACAGUGUAAGGCAAUCAAGACGAUUAGCACAAAUAAAGAUUAAAGAACAGGCAGAACAUAAAAAACCGGAAACGAAACCGAAAGAAGAAAAGAAGGAAAAGAAAAAAGAAAAGGUCACAAAAAAAUCCAAGAAAGACAUCAUAGUUUUAUCUUCUGAAACAGAACAAGAUCCCGAUGAAACUAAAAAAAAGAGAAAAAAGAUGAAAGCACCCAAUAAAAUAUUUGACGAAUUCCGACCCUGGAAAUCAAGUAGUGAAUCCAGUGAGGAAGACGGAGAAGAAGUGGAAGAUGAAGAGGAAGUUAUAGAAGAAGAGCCACCAUUGGAAUUUAAGUCGGAUCACGAAUUCUCGCCAGAAAGUGAUUUGAACUCGGCUGAUGAAUAUCAACCGCCAAAAAGAGCAAGGACGGCUAGAAAAAAAUAUGACGAAGAUUCCAAAGAAAACGAAAAAGAAGAGGAAGAUUUUCCGUGUCAGAAGUGUGCCAAAUCUGAUAACCCGGAAGUGAUAUUGCUCUGUGAUAAAUGUGACAAUGGUUGGCAUUGUUCCUGUUUGCAUCCACCUCUGCUCAGCAUUCCAGAGGGUGAAUGGUUUUGUCCACCCUGUCAACACGUCUUACUCGUUGAGAAUCUACACACAAAACUUCUAGAGUAUGACAAAAAAUUAACCAAAAAAGGGAUUGAAGAUAGACGUAAAGAACGGCUUGCUUACGUAGGUAUCAGUCUGAACAAUGUAUUACCGUCCCGGGAGAAGGAACAACAUAAAGGUAAAAGGAGGAGUUCUGCAGAUAAUAGAGAAUCGAGUUCUGCGGCCUCGGAAUCCUCGGUUUCUGAAUCAGAAAGUAGCAGCGAUGAUGAGCCUAUCUAUCAGUUGCGGCAACGACGACAGGCCAGGAGCUAUAAGUUCAACGAGUAUGACGAGCUCAUCAAAUCCGCUAUUCAGGACGAGCUGAACGAGAAACAGGGAAUAGCUAUGCAUCAUCGUGGUAAAGAUAUGGCAACGAUUGUUGAGGCAGAAAUAGAAGCCAGAAACAAGACAGAACCUUCCAAAAUAGAAGAGGAUGAGCCUUCACUUGCAGCAAAUGCUGAAAAUAUAGUGGAAACAAAAUCUGAAAAAGACAUUUCCAUUAAGCAACGUAGUAAAACAAGUCUCAAAGUUAGGAAAAAGGGCAGAAAAAUGUGCAAUUUGGAUUUAAGUAGUGAAGAAGAUGACGAGAAAGAUGAAGAUUUCAAAGGCAGCAGUUCUAGUUCAGAAGAAGAUGAAGAAUUAGAAGAUGAAUCCGAAGACAGUGAUGAGUCUAUGCUUGGAGGUAGAAGAAGAAACUUGCGACCACUUCGAAGAUCUACGCGUGCAAGAGUAUCUCGAUUUGGGGACAAGUUUGUUGAUGACGAUGAAGAAGAUGACAUUCCAAAAAAGAAGAAAAAGGCACGAUAUUCGAGCGAAUCUGAUUCCUCGGAAGGCGACAGUUCGUGGGGGAGGAAAAAGAAGAAAGGAAGAUCUGAUUUUGCCAAGAAACGAGAAUACAAAAAGAAAAAAAAUAGAAUACUCGAUGAAUUGUCUGACCUGGAAAUAACUAAGAAGAAAAAAUCCAGAAUCAAAUAUGGCGGAUUGACUUCAAGCGACGAGGAAAUGGGACGAGGUAGGAGAACUAGAGGAAAAAAAACUACCUAUGUAGAUACCCUUGGAUCAGAUAGUGAAGACGCGCCCAGGAAAAGAAAUUCCCGGAAAUUGAAUAGUGAUAAUGACGAUGAUGAAGAUUUCGUAGCCUUUGAAGAUGAAAAAGAUAGUGAAGAAGAACCAGAAGACCAGUUGGAGGAUGAUGAAUGUGAUGAACAGAAAAAACCUGAGUGUUCUGAAAGAAGGGCCUUGAUCGUUCCAAAGAUCUACAUUAAAAAACCGCCCGUGUCGAAAGAUAUUGAAAGGAAUAGGGAAAAUAAUGUCGUUAGCGAAGUGAAAGAACUAUCCAAUAACAAACAAAAUGGCAACUUUCAUGAAAAUGAAAAGGUAUCAAAAGAUGAACCGACGAAUUGGAAAGAUGAACAGGUAAUCAGUAAAAACCUUCCCGAGACUGGUAAGAUAACUGUUGAGCAGAUGAAAUCUUCCCUCGAAUCGAACUCAACUGAAAAAGUGACAACCCUUCAAAGAGUAGAGACUGCAAAAGAACAGGUACCACUCCCUCUGAAAUCUAAGCGACCUUCUAAUGACUGCGACGCUGAAAAUCUACAUAUCGAGACUAACAAGAAUUUGGAAAAACAAAAUUCAGCUGAAAAAGUUGUAAAACAAGAACAACCGCUACAAGUGGCGCCAAUAGGAACUGAAAAAGUGCCCGAAAAAGUCGUUCAGGAGAAAGAGACGCCGGAGAUACAAGUUAUUCCUAAGAUACAGUUGAAACCAGUGAUGGAAGAGAGGAAACCAGCGAUCAGGUUUUCACAUGGUAAUUUGGACCACCAACCCAUUAUUAGUAAUGUGAAAAACAUGAUAAGAAAUGAUGAUAGUAAUGACGAAUUAUCGGAGCCACCGAUGGGGGUUGCUCUGCCUAUUUUCGAAGAAUUAUCUUCCAGAGGCAUUGAACUCACUAGGAAAAAGAAAGAAAAAGGUAAAGGCAAAAAAUCUCUUGAAGAAGCUGUUGCUGACUUAGGCGGAAAAAAGAAAUCCCACCUGGAUUCAUCGCGAAGUGAAAAAAAUGAAAAUUGUAAUAUAGAAAUAGCAACUCCACCUCAACCGUUUUCACAAUCUGCUCCAACGCCUUCUGUCAUCACGAGGAUGUUGCAGACCAAGCCUGGUCAGACUACUAAUUACCCUAUAGGAUCGAUCAGACCCAAACAGUUUGCUACAAUGCCAGAUGAUGACGACGAAUCACCCAGCAGUAGGUCAAGAGAUGACUCUUCUCUUGUGGACCAACCUCCAAUGAACGAUUCUUCUGCAGGACAAUACAUGCUAGGUGGAUCUAAACAUUCUAUGGGGGCAUCCUAUAGGCCCAUGUAUAUUAACCAAUACCCUAGAGGAAUAUUACCACAUCAGAUGCGACCCCCGCCCUCUCCAGACAUACCAACACGCCAGAUACAUAUGCUGCCUCCUACUACAAGAACGUCAGCAGUAAGCAAUUAUCUCACCGCACCCAACACAACACCUUCUCCGACUACUUACUACGAGGGCUACCCUUCUGAACCAGUGAGUAACGAAGGAAGCAUUUCCUCGACAGUUUAUGAGAAUUCUCAGUAUUCUGAAUCCUAUGAGAAUGAAGUUGAUGCUGAUCCGCCAACAACUACUGAAAAUACCAGCAAAUCUUAUGGGGAAGAAUCUGGAGGAGAGUUUGGAGGACUGGUCUCUUAUUUUUCCAGUCAGCACGAGGAUGACAUGGAGUCCUAGUUGGAUAAAUGAUUUCAAAUGCAACUGAACUGGGGGAGAUUGAACGAACUAGUGUUUGUGAACGUAUUAAUUGUGAUGAUUUUUGCCAGGCAGAUCUAUUUUUCGGUGAAUGACAGUCAACAGAUAAUAAAAAAUAGUUUAUGUGUG
Leptinotarsa decemlineata (Colorado potato beetle) is the source of this 6551-nucleotide messenger RNA. RefSeq lists its product as uncharacterized. Gene Ontology annotation, molecular function: histone binding. Gene Ontology annotation, cellular component: RSF complex. Gene Ontology annotation, biological process: negative regulation of DNA-templated transcription. The record is from RefSeq and is a predicted model, not a curated record. Lineage: Eukaryota; Metazoa; Arthropoda; Insecta; Coleoptera; Chrysomelidae.